UCAACAAGAGUCUAAUUAACCUUCAUUUGUUUAUCUUUGACAGUUGCCACAGGGCGAUUUGUUACUGGAGAAGGAAAUAGAUAACACUAGGAAUUAUAUUUUCUUUAAAGCAUUGGGAUUGUGUCUGAACAAGUUAAAUCUUUGUUCAGCAGCUGCUAGGACCUGAUGAUUCUUACUGGACUCUGUAAAUCUCACCUGAUGUUUAUUGCAUAAGUUUCUUUUUACCUGUUCGAUUGGAUGUAUCAGCAGACCCAUAGAAGGAGAAUUGGAUUGUGUUGGUGUUAACCAUUUAAAGAUACAGGAGAGGGAAUCAUAGCAAUGGAGGGGAUCUUUGGAGUUGUAUUACUUUUCCAGUUGUUGGCUGUUCGCUUUCAGCACAUAGCAUCAGAGGUCUCAGAAGAGUCUUAUGAUGUUUCUUACACAGCAAACCCAAAUAUAUCUGGCACAGAAAGUGUUAUUGUUGACUUCAGUCACAGAAGGAAACGACAUUCAGUGAUUACAAACAAGCACAAUAUUGGUCAGGAUUUCUCAGACUCAGCAGGGAUCAGUAAUAUGUUUCUUGACGAUGGAAAUGACAAUGGCACAGAGGUCAAGGAAGAUAUGGAUCAUAAAUAUUACUCUUCUAGAAUAUUUGGUCCCAUGGAUUCUGCAAGUAGAGAUUUAUGGGUGAACAUCGACCAAAUGGAAAAGGAAAAAGUUAAAAUUCAUGGAAUUCUAUCAAAUACACAUCGUCAAGCAGCGAGAGUGAACCUGUCCUUUGAUUUUCCAUUUUAUGGACAUUUUCUACGUGAAAUUACUGUGGCUACUGGAGGUUUUAUAUAUACUGGAGAAGUUGUGCAUCGAAUGCUGACUGCCACACAAUAUAUAGCUCCCUUGAUGGCUAAUUUUGAUCCGAGCGUGUCCAGGAAUUCAACUGUCAGAUACUUUGAUAACGGUACUGCUCUUGUUGUUCAGUGGGACCAUGUUCACCUGCAGGAUAACUACAGUCUGGGAAGUUUUACUUUUCAAGCCACAUUAAUCAAUGACGGCCGUAUAGUGUUUGGCUACAAGGAUAUUCCUGUACCAAUAAUGCAGAUAAACUCUACAAACCACCCAGUCAAAGUAGGACUGUCUGACGCCUUUGUAGUUGUGCACAAGAUUCAACAGAUUCCGAACGUCCGUAGACGAACAAUAUUUGAAUAUCACAGAGUAGAGUUGGAAAUGUCCCGUAUCACAAACUUCUCUGCUGUGGAGAUGCUUCCGCUGCCAACCUGUCUAAUGUUUAACAGCUGUGGUCCGUGUGUCACUUCCCAGAUUGGAUUCAACUGCAGCUGGUGUAAUAAUCUCCAAAGAUGUUCCAGUGGAUUUGAUCGUCAUCGUCAAGACUGGGUAGAAAAUGGCUGUCCCGAAGAGUCUAAAGAUAUAGUUUGUGAUGGCCUUCUGCAAACAACCGCAGUUACACAUCACUCAACAACAGGAAUUCAUGUGACAACUUCAAGAUAUUCUUCAAAAAUCACAAGACCGACAACAUUACAUCUUCCCAGCAGUCUCCCUACAGAAGAUGACACAAAGAUAGCUCUUCAUCUAAAGGACACUGGAGCCUCUACAGAUGAGAGUGCAGAAGAGAAAAAAGGUCAAACACUGCACACAGGAUUGAUAAUAGGGAUACUGAUGUUGGUUCUGCUUAUUAUUGCGGCAAUUCUUGUAACAAUCUACAUGUAUCACCAUCCAACGUCAUCAGCUAGUCUCUUUUUUAUUGAGCGUCGACCAAGCAGGUGGCCAGCCAUGAAAUUUAGGAGGGGAUCAGGACAUCCUGCCUAUGCAGAAGUGGAACCUGCUGGAGAAAAGGAAGGGUUUAUUGUUUCUGAGCAGUGCUAGUUUUUUUCUUUUGUUUUUUUUAAGAAUACACCAGUACUGGUUUCUGGUGGGAGACAUUUAAUUUUUGCAUUUUUUUUUCUCCAAGAGAAGCUGUGAGGUACCAAUGCAGAAAAUUGAGAUUUUUUUUAACCAGCUCUAAACAAGAAGCAUUUUUAUGGUAUUCAGCAGACCCUCGCAGUUCUUUGAGGAAUAUUGUAAUACAUAUGAACUCCUUUGGUGGACACCAGUAAUCAAUGGAUAAGUACUCUUCUAUUUUUUUGAGGAGAGCAUUGCAUUAAGGAAAAAACAAAAACAUUUUAUGGUAUUAAUACAACAGACUCCUACUUUUUGUUUAUAUAUUAUUUUUCUGGGUUGAGAUCAAUGAAUUGUGCAUUUUCAAACUCAUAGUAGAAUGACAAAUAGUAGUACAGUAUAAAAGUACAUUACUAUACACAAAAGUGGUCAAGGUACUUGGUUCUUGUUUGCUAGAUUACUGCUAAAUUACUGUGUUUCCAUAAAUACCUAGACCCAAUAUAGCCAAAGUGAUCAGAAUCUUUUUCUCUAGUAGCAUAUUUGCGAAAACGUUUAUUAUAAACAGCACAUUUUAUUUAUGUCCCCAUACAUUCUUCCAUAGUAUCCCAUAUAGCAGUCCCACUCAGCAUUGUACAAAGCUUAACAGAUCUGUGUAUAAGUACAAAGGUGCAGACUGUGCUUUCUCAGGAACGAUUCUAGCAAUUUAAAAACUCAAACGGGUCAGUAUAACAUUAAACAAGGUAUAGAAUUAUUGUGAGAAAAGGAAAGUGUGGAGUGAUACGUAGAUGGGACUCAACUAGCUUCCCCAAAUCUGAUAUGCUCCCAAUAUCAGAUGUAUAAAAAUGUGCAAGUAGUGAUGGGUGUGGGGAGC
Bombina bombina (fire-bellied toad) is the source of this 2740-nucleotide messenger RNA. RefSeq names its product plexin domain containing 2 (gene PLXDC2). The transcript has 14 exons. The coding region runs from base 319 to 1857 and encodes 512 amino acids. NCBI's taxonomy places the organism in Eukaryota, Metazoa, Chordata, Amphibia, Anura, Bombinatoridae. The record is from RefSeq and is a predicted model, not a curated record.